Messenger RNA from Colletotrichum spaethianum, 204 nucleotides. RefSeq lists its product as uncharacterized. Bases 1 to 204 code for a protein of 67 amino acids. The record is from RefSeq and is a predicted model, not a curated record. Lineage: Eukaryota; Fungi; Ascomycota; Sordariomycetes; Glomerellales; Glomerellaceae. The transcript is spliced from 2 exons.
AUGUCUGGAGAAGCGGCCGAGACACAUCAGUUGCUGAGGCCACGACGACCGCCCCAAUAUCCGGCGGUGAUGGGCACCAACACGCUCGGUGUUGGCGCCAUGGCCUUUGCUUGGCUUCCUGGGAACUGGGAAACAGCAGGUCCUGCCGAGUUCCCGGAACACGUUGCUCUCCAACUGGUUCGAGCCAAGCGACAUUGGCAAUGA